Messenger RNA from Triticum turgidum subsp. durum (durum wheat), 231 nucleotides. Lineage: Eukaryota; Viridiplantae; Streptophyta; Magnoliopsida; Poales; Poaceae. The record is from the annotation of a GenBank genome assembly.
AUGGCAGCCAAGAGCAACGCUACCAGGAAGGCUGUGAUUUUUGUGGUUCUUAUGAUCAUGGCUUCCACCCUAUCGUCGUCGUCUUGCUACGCUCGCACAAUUGAAGAUGGAGCGAAUCUUCCAUGCUUCCAUCAGGAAAAGUGCGAAGAUCGUUGCCAAACCGUAUGCGGCCUGAGCUUUAAGCCCUCGGCUCACGCGUAUUGCAAGAAGGAUCAGUGUUGUUGUGCCUAG